UAAGAAGGUCGGUGACGUCAGAGCAAAGGCAGGCGCCAUUUUGAAGCUUGCGAGUGGCGUCGUCCCCGUCGCGUCCUCUUCUUCUUCCUCCUACAGCGCGACGACUUCUUCUGCGUCCACCUCGUCUACCGUCGUCGUUUUCUACUCCGUCGUCGUUGUCGCCAACGUCUCUUCGACAUGCCGGGGUACAGCGAUAGAGAUCGCGGCGAUAGAGAUCGCGGCCGCGACAGGUGGGGUCGUGAUUCCAGCCCGCGCUUCGGCAGCAGCCGCGGGUUCGGUGGGGGUGACCGCGGUGGUGGCGGCGGCGGCGGCAUGAGGAAGUUCGGGCAGCCUGGCGAGAAGUUGCGCAAGGUCAAGUGGGACAUGAGCAAACUCCCACGCUUCGAGAAGAACUUCUACGUGGAGAGUCCCAACGUGGUACGCCGGAGCCAGCACGAGGUGGAUGAGUACAGGCGGAAGAAGGAGAUCACGGUGAAAGGGCAGAGCUGUCCCAAACCGGUUUUCAGUUUCGAGGAGGCCAGCUUCCCUUCCUACGUGAUGGACGUCAUAAAGCAGCUGAACUUUAAGGAGCCCACCCCAAUCCAGGCACAGGGAUGGCCCUUGGCGUUGAGCGGGCAGGACAUGGUUGGCAUCGCCAUGACGGGCUCAGGAAAGACCCUGGCUUAUUUGCUUCCAGCCAUCGUGCACAUUAACCACCAGCCCUUCCUGGAGCGUGGCGAUGGCCCAGUGGUGCUGGUGCUGGCACCAACGCGUGAGUUGGCACAGCAGGUGCAGCAGGUCGCGCAGGACUACGGCCGCUUGUCACGCAUCAAGUCCACGUGCGUGUACGGUGGAGCCCCAAAGGGCCCACAGCUGCGCGACCUUGAGAGAGGAGUUGAGAUCUGCAUCGCCACCCCGGGGCGCCUCAUUGACUUCCUGGAGUCGGGCAAGACAAACCUACGGCGCUGCACCUACCUGGUGCUGGACGAGGCCGAUCGCAUGUUGGACAUGGGCUUCGAGCCACAGAUCCGCACCAUCGUUGACCAGAUCCGGCCGGACCGGCAGACGCUCAUGUGGAGCGCCACGUGGCCCCGGGAGGUACGACAGCUUGCAGAGGACUUCCUGAAGAGCUACAUCCAGAUCAACGUGGGCUCCAUUGAGCUAUCGGCCAACCACAACAUCCUGCAGAUUGUCGACGUGUGCAUGGACAGCGAGAAAGACAGCAAGCUGAUCCGCCUGAUGGAGGAGAUCAUGGCAGAGAAGGAAAACAAGACGAUCAUCUUUGUGGAGACUAAACGGCGUGUGGAUGACCUGACACGGAGGAUGAGGCGCGACGGAUGGCCGGCAAUGUGCAUUCAUGGAGACAAAAGUCAGCCGGAGCGAGAUUGGGUUCUGAGUGAAUUCCGCACUGGCAAGGCCCCCAUCCUCAUUGCGACUGACGUUGCUUCUAGAGGACUAGACGUGGAAGACAUCAAAUUUGUCAUCAAUUACGACUACCCAAACUCGUCGGAGGACUAUGUACACCGCAUAGGCCGCACAGCUCGCAGCACCAACAAGGGCACUGCCUACACCUUCUUUACUCCAUCCAACCUCCGCCAGGCCAACGACCUGGUGAACGUUCUACGAGAGGCCAACCAGGCCAUCAACCCCAAGCUGCUAGAGCUGGCUGGCGGGGCCCGUGGAGGCAAAGGUCGCUCCCGGUACCGUGGUGGUGGUGGAGGUGGCGGCAGUUACCGCGAUGACAGCGAUGACGAUCGACGUGAUCGCUUCGGAAGUCGUUUUGGCUCCGGCCGAGAUCGCGACCGAGACCGUGGUGGUCGGGACCGCGAUAGCGGGAGCAGUCGGGAUCGUGGGUACGGGUUAUCAGGAGGGAACAGAGACUCUGGCUCGAACCGAGAUGCUGACAGUAACAGCAGCCAGAGCCAGAUGCUGCAAAAAAGCCUGCUAGGGUUAGCACCACAAGGUGGUCUAUCCCUAAUAGGCCAGCCAGGUCUCCUGGGACUGAUCCCUUCUUUCUCUGCUGCCAGGGACGGUAAGUUGGCCCAGGUGGGUGGGGACCAAAGCUCGCAGCAGUCAGCACAGCAGCAGCAGUUUCUUACAGCGAGCACGCCCCAAAUCUCAACCCUCCUUGCGCAGCAGUACAGUCAGUACCAGUCACCCAUGCCGCUCAUGAGCCUCAACUUCAUUCCUGACAUAAACCAGGCGAACUUCUGUUUGCCUACGAAUGGUGUUGUACCCCCUCCUCCCCCACCCCCUCCUCCCCCAGGAGUUAAAAACUGAUUUCACUUUUCAUUUCUGUUCACUUGUGUAUUAACACUUCGAAAGUAGAUCAAACAUUUAAGGACAUUUACUUAUAUAUACUUUUGUUCCUUGAUUUAGAAAAAUGGUGUAAAAGUGAUUGUCCAACUCCAUUCCUCGUGUCCCACGAGUGUGACGAUUGGACUUUUAAUAUGGACUCAGGGUGGGGGGGGGGGGAACUAGGAAUGGAGUUAGGUUCUGCAUUAUCGGGGCAAUCAUCCCAUGGUAAGUAGCAUGUUUUUGGUUUAAACAAAAAAGUCCUUGUGAAGGUGUUUGACACAUUCCCAUUUAUUUGUAUAGUCUUAACCUUUUCAGAGCUAUGUAUUUGUAGUGUUACCAAAUUAUGGCGUAGCACUCAUGUUUGUAUCGUUUUCAAUAAAGGCCAAUGAGCACA
This is a messenger RNA of Petromyzon marinus (sea lamprey), 2671 nucleotides long. RefSeq names its product putative ATP-dependent RNA helicase DDX5. The record is from RefSeq and is a predicted model, not a curated record. Gene Ontology annotation, molecular function: nucleic acid binding; ATP binding; RNA helicase activity. NCBI's taxonomy places the organism in Eukaryota, Metazoa, Chordata, Hyperoartia, Petromyzontiformes, Petromyzontidae.